Molecule: messenger RNA, 462 nt
Organism: Clonostachys byssicola
Lineage: Eukaryota; Fungi; Ascomycota; Sordariomycetes; Hypocreales; Bionectriaceae
Source: the annotation of a GenBank genome assembly
AUGAGGUCAUCCCAGGAGUCUCUUGAUAUUUCUACAGAUGAGCACGACUCUGACGAUGCCGUAAUCGAGCGUGCCAUCGCACAGCCCAUCUCAAAGCCGGCGCAAGCUCCAUGGGAUGUGACCAUCUCCCACGAGGACCUGCAGAAGUUUCUCGAAGGCAGCAGACCGAUGGACAUGGACGACAAAUGGCUGUGCGAAACAUAUGGGCCUAAUAGUGAAGGAGAAUAUCUUGUGCAUUUCACCCGGUCCUGGACAUCAUUCACGGUUAUCGCUAUCAGGGUCCAGGCCGAAUUAAACGAGGAUGGCGAGCCACUACCGGACAAGCCAGUACGUGUUCAUGAAAUUUUGUGGGAAACGGACCCGGAGAAAUAUAAUAGCGACGAGACAAGCGAAUCUAUGAAGGAAAUGGCGAGGAAUUUGGCGUAUAUGCUGGUGCAAGUAAAGCUUCCUGGCAGUGACUGA